Owenia fusiformis is the source of this 3156-nucleotide messenger RNA. The record is from the annotation of a GenBank genome assembly. Lineage: Eukaryota; Metazoa; Annelida; Polychaeta; Sabellida; Oweniidae.
CACAAGUCCCUAGCUGUCGAUAUUGGGUAUACAUGUUCUGCCAACAAAGAAGGUCAUCAUCUACUAUGGAUUUGUGUUCCUUGGAAACGAAGUUGGGUCAACGUGAAAAUCUAGAAAUCUGAAAUUAGUUCAAAAACUAACUAAUUAUCGGCUUAUAAAGUCAUUUAGGAGUACUAUAUGUAUGGCAGGAUGACAACAGACGAUGCGAAGUCGUACCUGUCCAACAGGGAGGUACCACAGCUCUUCGAGUGUCUUAUGACAGGGCUGAUGUACCAUAGGCCCAAGGAUCAUAUCAGCUACCUUCAGGAAUGUCUGAAUAAAAUUAGUGAAUCGGGCUUGGAACAAGUCCGUUGGAAUCUCUUUAUCGAACAAAAGCGUGCAAAAACACCUGCCCCACUGCCACCCAUAAAUGGCAGCGCAAAUGGUAGACGCACUAGCUCUGGGCGUAGCAGACCACGUUCAAGAACAGUUUCAGCUGAUAUAAUGAAACUAGAAGACAGUCGUACCAGUCCUCUACCUCCCAUAGGCACAGCAGGAACUACCCGUACAGCAACCCCACCCCCAGGCCAUGGCAAGGAGAAUGAUCUAUAUGUCAAACCUGAAAAGGCCUUGAUUGACAUUCCAGAUGUACCAAUCGUUUUUGUAAUAGGGGGUCCUGGGAGUGGUAAAGGCUCACAGUGUAAGAUGCUGGUGCACAGGUACCCUGGUUGGGUACAUCUUUCUAUUGGAGAUCUGUUACGCAGGAAUAUUAUGCAGAAAGGCUCAGCUGAUGACAAAUGGGGCAUGGUUGGAGAUCUCUUACAGAAAGGUGAAAUGGCACCAGAGGAUAUUGCCAUACAACUUGUGACUGACAGUCUGAAACAAUACAAAGAUGCUAAAGGUUUCAUCAUAGAGGGUUACCCAAGGACUAUGCAACAGGCAGAGGAGUACAACAAAAAGGUUGGAAAAGUGGAUCUGGUUUUCGUUCUUGAUUGUGAAGAGUCAAAUCUGCAAAGACGACUCUUGGACCGCCAUGAAUCAUCUGGCAGAAUUGAUGAUUCAAUGAAUGCAGUUUCAGCAAAACUCCACCAUUUUAAAACGAACACUCUACCACUUGCAAAAUACUAUGAUGACAGUGGCUACCUGGUUGUGUUGGAGGGUGAUCGUGACAUGUAUGAAAUACAUUAUGAUCUGUCUUCAAUGUUUGACCAAGCAUUCCCAGCACAAACACAAGAGGCAAGAUCUAUUACUCCAGGGACAAUGGAAGGACUAGUUCCCCACCCACCUCCCGGCUCACCUAAUGGCCGAAGAUCUCGAGGUCCCAAAACAAGCCGACAAAACACUUUUGAAUUUAGUCGCGACAACACAUUUGCAGAGGGCAAUUGGCCGGACCCUGAUAUUACCAUAGGAGUAAAGGAUGAAGGAAGAAAAAAUGAUAUGCCACAAUGCCCAAUUAUAUUGGUACUAGGUGGUCCAGGCAGUGGUAAAGGAACUCAGUGUCGCAAUGUUAUUGCCAACUUCCCUGGAUUUGUUCACAUUUCUAUGGGAGACAUUUUACGUGAGGAAAUUGCUCAGCGAGGUAGUGCAGAAGAGAAGUGGGGAAUGAUUUCAGAUCUUGUGCAGAAAGGAGAUAUGGCCCCUGAGGAGAUCACAGUUGACUUGUUAACUAAAGCUGUUCAGAAAUACAAUGACACUGACACAAAGGCAAUCUUGAUGGAGGGAUACCCAAGAGAUGUUAGCCAAGUUGAAGUACUCAACAAAUGGGUUGGUGGUGUGUCGCUCACGAUAUUGAUAGACUCUGAAGAAUAUUAUAUGAAACAGAGGCUCAUCAACAGAGGAGGUGAAACUGGCCGUGUUGACGACAAUUUGAAUGCAAUACAAAGUAGAAUAAGGUUCUUCAAAAAUAACACAUUACCAAUUUUGAAACAUUAUGAUGAUCAGGGAAAACUAGUUGUGAUAAAUGGAGAUCGGGACAAAGAUGAAGUUGAAUAUGACUUCACAAUGCUGUUUAAUCACAUGUUCGGGCCUCAGGCCAUACCAAAAUCUGCAGUUGAUGUGUCCGUGUUGAAGGACAAAAAUAUUAUAUUUGUUUGUGGUGGCCCUGGUAGUGGAAAAGGGACCCAAUGUGACAAGAUCGUUCAGAAGUAUGGGUACACACAUCUUUCAUCGGGAGACCUCUUGAGGGAUGAAGUUCGUUCAGGAUCAGAUCGUGGCAAGGAGUUGACUGCUAUAAUGACUAAGGGAGAACUUGUACCUUUGGAUGUAGUUCUAGAUUUGUUGAAGGAAGCUAUGGUUGCCAAGGCUCCAGGAUCAAAGGGUUACCUCAUUGAUGGUUACCCAAGAGAACUGGAACAGGGAGCAAGGUUUGAAAAAGAGAUCACUCCAGCCAGAUGUGUCUUAUAUUUUGAUGUGUCUGACGAUACAAUGACGAAACGACUAUUGGGGAGAGCAGCCACCAGUGGAAGAGCAGAUGAUAAUGAGGCUACUAUCAAAAAGAGGCUGAAGACGUUCCAUGAUGUAACCACCCCUGUUAUAGAUUAUUACAAAAAGCAGGAUAAAUUGUGUCAAAUUACAGCUGAGGGAUCAGUUGAUGAAAUCUUUAAACAAGUUGAGAAUGAACUGGAUAAAUUUGCCAAACUUGACCCCACCCCGCUAAAGGGAAGCCAUGUGGUGUUUGUAUGUGGUGGGCCUGGCUCAGGAAAGGGAACCCAAUGUGCCAAGAUCUUAGAGAAGUAUGGGUAUACCCAUUUGUCAUCAGGGGACCUGCUGAGGGCAGAGGUAGCAUCUGGGUCCCCUAGGGGGAAGACUCUACAGGCUGUCAUGGAGCGCGGGGAACUUGUUACAUUGGAAACUGUGUUAGAACUGCUCAAGGAGGCUAUGCUAGCCAAGGUGAAAGACUCUAAAGGCUUCCUCAUAGAUGGAUACCCAAGGGAAUUAGAGCAAGGAGAGAGGUUUGAAAGUGAGAUCACACCAGCUGAAUGCGUCUUGUACUUUGAAGUAUCAGAUGAGACUAUGACGGCACGGUUGCUUGAUCGUGCAAAGACCAGCGGUAGAGCAGAUGACAAUGAAGAAACUAUCAAAAAGAGGCUGAAAACUUUCCAUGAUAUCACAGAGCCUGUGUGUUCUUAUUAUGAUAAACAAGGAAAACUUAGAACAAUAAAAGCUGAGGGCACAGUA